AUGACGAACCCAUCUCAGCUAUUCCUACUCGCCGAUCACAUCAAACUAUCACUCUUGGAGCGAGAGCGGGCGAUUUCACUAGACCUCGAGCCCAAUUCUCAAGAUGGGGAGAUUUCCCGCUCCCUCGAGUCCCUUCGGGAGGGCAUAGAGGCCGUGAAAGCCGAUCAAACCCGGCUAGCGAUUGCGCACGACAGCGCAGGCGCCGCCGCCCUCAAAGACCAACUUGGCCCCCUCCAAGCCCAAUACCAAGACCUGUCAACCCAGUUCCACGGCGCAGAUGUCGACCCAACGAACACCUCGACGCAGGCGUCGAAAUCCGCAACCCCCGAUCUCAAGCAGCCGAUCCCCCAACACCCUACUUCCAAAUCCGUCCGGUUCAUGGACAACUCUGCCGCUACCGCUGCCGUGCAAGAAGAAAUCGACGAGGAGGAAGAUCGCGACCGAAACACCCUCUUCCGUCCGUAUCGCGAUCAGCCAUCGCCGCCACGUCCGGACCAGUCUGGUAUGGACAAUCAACAAAUAUACGACCAUCAUGCCCAGACUAUGCGCGACCAGGAUGACCAGUUAGAUCGACUCGGUGAGUCGAUCGGAAGACAGCACCAAUUGAGUAUUCAGAUUGGAGACGAGCUGGACGGUCACGUUCAACUGCUGGACGGGAUGGAGGGAGACGUUGAGCGUCAUCAGACUCGACUGGAUGGUGCCAGGCGGCGCAUAGAUAGGAUCCGUCGGAAGGCUGGUGAGAACUGGAGUAUGAUGACUAUCAUUGGAUUGAUCAUUGUUCUGGUCAUCUUGAUUGUGAUUUUGAAAUGA
Penicillium soppii is the source of this 810-nucleotide messenger RNA. Its product is annotated as syntaxin family protein. NCBI's taxonomy places the organism in Eukaryota, Fungi, Ascomycota, Eurotiomycetes, Eurotiales, Aspergillaceae. The record is from RefSeq and is a predicted model, not a curated record. The coding region runs from base 1 to 810 and encodes 269 amino acids. The transcript has a single exon.